Messenger RNA from Notothenia coriiceps (black rockcod), 3930 nucleotides. It is a transcript of the gene topaz1, whose product is annotated as testis and ovary specific TOPAZ 1. The transcript has 10 exons. Lineage: Eukaryota; Metazoa; Chordata; Actinopteri; Perciformes; Nototheniidae. Gene Ontology annotation, biological process: spermatocyte division. Bases 1 to 3930 code for a protein of 1309 amino acids. The record is from RefSeq and is a predicted model, not a curated record.
AUGUCACCCUCUUCUAGCAGGAAAAAACUUAACCGAACCUCGUUGACAAACUUCAGUCUGACGGUGGUGCCGCGGCGUCGACGAAACUUAAAGAAUAAUUUUGCAUCUGAGAAACCAGAGGAAAACAAACUUGUUCCUGAACCUAAAGACAGUAACUCUUUCCAAAACAACAAUGCAUCCGUGCCAUCGUCUUUAACAAACCCCGCAAUCGUGACGGAAACGAUCGAAGGAGAACCGGAGGAGCCGUGCGUAGGAACGCAAAAGUCAAAAUGGAGAUCCAAAGCGGAUGGUAGUGUGAACGUUAUUGAUCAAGAGGUACCGUGCACCAGAGGCAAGUUUCAAAAGAGUAAACCAAACACCAGGAGCAAGAGCAAGCACGGGGUGCACACUUUUAAACAGCUUUGCGACCUCAGAUUGAAGUUUACUUGGUGCGUUUGCACGGCUGCAGACAGGAAAGAGGUGGUCAAACCAAAAAGGGGCAACAUGUCUUGCAAAAAGGAAUUGAAUAACGAGACUACAAAGAGUAAAAAGUCAGGUGUAGUAAAAUCUGGAAGGUGCAACUCUACACAAGGUGGUGUUAAUGGGAAAACUCGCGUUGGUAGAAGAGCCAGGGACAGCGGGUGUAAAGAGAAGGCCAAGUCCGCCUUGUGUGAUCCAGAUCCGGCUGCUGCACAGACAGGAACACGGUCCUCCAUUACCGCGGAACUGUCAAAUGAUGAUGAAAUUACGCUCCCAAGCCCUGCCAGACUUGCUGGUUCAGAUGGGUCUUUGGGAAAGGCUGCCAAAUCCUCAGUUGGCAGCCUCUGUGGUGACUGUGAAUACAUGUCCCGUCAUCAUACAACUUUGGGUGAGCACUGGCAAAAAAGGAGUAGCUGUGGGCCAGAGCAUCCUACGGUUAAGGUUGAGAACAAUAAAAAAGCCACGGCCACCUAUAAGAAGAUUAUCAUAUGGAUAGACCAGUACCCGAAGGUGAUGCUUUGGGACAUUGCUAAAAAGCGAGAAAUGAGAGCUGGAUUUUCAUUUGAGCCUGGGUGUUUAGGGCAUAACAAGCAAGAAAUCAAGGAAAGUGUUUCGGCUAAAGAAGUUCAGUCUGUCGGUCGUGCUCUGAGUCCUACUGAACACCAGAGCCAUCGCACAAAUGCGAAGAAAGUAUCCAGUCACAAGAGAUGUUGUUCCCUGAAGAGUAAAAGCUCCACUACCUGUUUUGCUUCUUCCUCACUACGUGAACGCACAGAAAAAGGGCAGUUCAAGACUCGCAGUCAUGGCAGAGAUGUUGAAGAGGAUCCUAGCUCUCGAUCCAACCUAGUAGGAGAGGAAAUCCACAGGGACAAAAGGCUGAAGCUAGGGCAUGGUGUUAAAGAUGGGACGUUGCCAUCUACUCCGGAUUUCGAAAAUGUCACUUGCGAAGACCAAGCGGAAACAGACUCUGUAGACAAAGAGAUGUCUGUUGAAAGUCUGCCAUGUGUAGAGCGUGCAGUUUGUGACAGCAGCUGUUCUGGCUCCGCUGAGAAAGAAAACAAUGUCCACAAUAGACCUUGUGAUGAGAAAGACAACCCCACAAACACGGAGGCAGUAGAAAUGUCAUCAGAAGUGUUCAGUGAGACCAACAAGGUUGAAACGGAGGAACUAGACUCAUUUACCUGCCAGAGAGCGAGGCCCUAUAUCAGGAACAUACAAUAUUCUUGUGCACGCACUUUUAUGUCCUGGCCCUUCCCUACCAGUCGCUUGAUCCCAAAACCACAUACCACAGACUGUCAAGCAGAGCCUAUUGAUCUAUCGGCUCAAAAUAACAGCAACGCUCCAUCCGAUCAAAUUGAGCCAGGUACAUCCAGCAAAUGGACCAAUGAUGAACUCCCACAUUCAGAGGCCUCCUCAAUCACAGCCCAUCAUGUUUCCAUUCAAAAGGAAGACAAGCGAGAAGGGAAUGGAGAAAGCAUUUUAAAGGAGAAGAAUAGGCAAACACAUGACAAUAUGUCAUCAUUAUCUACGGAGUUUGCAUUUCACCUUAUGGAAGCCGAAGAACCCAGUCUCUCCUUGGAUAAGGCUACAUUUUCCAACCCAAGUCAGAGAGGAAUAGAGACUCAAACUGACAUAGUCUUAGCCGCAUCUUCGCCAGUUGAUAGACCUGAACCGGAUAGCUCCACGUUGACCCCUUCCCCAUCAGCUCUUUGCCUGAGUGACUGUGACACUGCCAAUACUUUAUCUCCCGUGUCAUCUCUGUUCUCACACAGUGGUCCGAGCAGCCUUCCAGCCACAACCUCCUCGCUCACACUUUCAUCGUUCCUACUGAAGAAAGUCGAAGGUGUUGAAUCAGCUUAUUCUGCUUGUACGUCCUCAAUCAAAAGUAUGGUCAAAGCUGGAUAUAAAGAAUUGUUCACCUGUGAAGAAACCCAAAUAAAAUCAUGGACUUCACCCUCUGCUCCUUCACAUAACUCGGACUUCUUUGAUUCAUGUCAAUCUUCCCUCCUCCUUCCUCAAGUCGAGCAAGAGAGUGACGAAGAACUCCUCACACACGAAACGGAUUCGAAUGUGUUCAUGUUUCCACAGAUUCUCUCUCCUAUCAAUUCCCCCCAAGGAAAAUCACGACAAAGCCUUUUGCCCCCCCAAAGCCAAGAUUGCCCAGGUGACGCAAAGGAGGACCAACACAUGGACUCACUCAAUCAAGUGUUACCUGAAUGUCACAUGCCAGAAAUUGUCAAUUGCAAUAAUGAAAACUCAAAGGAUGAUCUUGAACAUAAUAGGGAAGACUUGGAAGGAGUCUCUAAAACUACUCCAAAGGAAGUGGAGUCUUCGCCAUACAAUAAUGAAGAGGUGGAGGAUGGUAAUGAGGAAGAAAGCCAGGAUCAAACCGACAAUGAAGAUGAUGUGGAACAGGGUAACAACAAAUCAGAUCAAGUUCCUUCCGAGGCUAAGAGAAAGGCGAGCAUUGCCUCAGGAGCUCUGACAGAACCCUGCUCUUCUCCCAGCUGUGAUGAAGACGAUGACGGGCCUCUCAGUGAUGAAGGACAGCCAAGUCCUAUUGGAGAAGAAGGAUCUAGUCCAUCUGAAGUAGCAGGCAGUGAUGGGGAUAAAAGUGUGGAAGAGGAUACUCAGCUGAGCGUUCUGGACGAUAUCGCAGCUUACGAACAGGACAUCCUAAUUGUCGAUAUGAUCCAGGACGACUUCGAGCUGUUCGAAAAGCUGCCCCAGGAGAGAGUGCUGAAGCUGGGCCCCACCCGGGUCACAGAGGCCCCUAAACACAGACCUGUUGGCGUGGUGAAAACACUGACGCCCAGGAUAGAUGGACCAUCACUGGAGUUUAAAGAAGAAUCGAGCUCAGUUGAUACCUACGAUGGCAGUACUGAUGCCACAGAACAGGAGAGCAGGACAUGGAGACCUCAGUGUAGCAGAAACACGCCCCCCACGCAAAGCAGCACAUGGCCUUCGACUGAAAACAAGAGUCUCCCUGAUGCCAACAACAACCUUGUAAACAGAGUUUUGGAGAGGAGCCAGCCCAUCCAGACGGUGAAGUCCCUGCAAAACAACUUCCCUCCACUCAUGACUGCAAGAAUUGGGCCCUUGGUCAAAAACCCACCCAACAUGACAGAGGUCAGGUGCCACAAAUCUAAGUCUUACUGCAGACAGUACUUCAGUGAUUCGCUGUUCUGUCGAUUCAAGGUCUGUCACUUCCAACAUGUGCCUAAGGCGGGCGACGAGAAGGACGUAGCCAGCCCAUGGGCUGUUCCCACCUGGACUCAGAACUGUGAGAGCGAGUACCUCUCCGCAGGAAGCCGCCUCCUCUCCGCAGCGUGCAGGACGCUGCCCAAACUGGUCAUUCACUACACGGCCGUUAACUCGUCUCAGGAUCAGGUUUUCACUCUGGACGUUUUCUCCGCUCGUUCCUGGCUCCGCCACAAUCACCUGUGGGCCAAUGAGGUGUGGACGCGCUGA